Linum tenue is the source of this 1340-nucleotide messenger RNA. The record is from the annotation of a GenBank genome assembly. NCBI's taxonomy places the organism in Eukaryota, Viridiplantae, Streptophyta, Magnoliopsida, Malpighiales, Linaceae.
CCAGUUUCAGUUUCUCCAUCCAACGCCCGGUCGCCCACUCGCCCGCUCUCGCCAGUCGCCACCAAUUCGCUGCUGCUCCGCUUUCUCGUCUCCGUCCGCUGCCAAGCUGCGGAAACCUCGUAUCGUAAAGCCCUUUUACCACUCCACAGUCAAAAUCAAUGGAGAUAGAAGAACGUCAGGCGCAAUUCAUCCAGCAGUUCGUGGAGCAAGCGUCGGCGAUCGACGGCGGCCCUGCCUCUUCUCCCUCUCUCGCUCGCCUCGUCGUCGAAUCCACCUCGCACCCUUCAGUCUUCUCCUUCGGCGAGAUUCUUGCCCUCCCAAAUCUCCUCCAGGUUCAAGGAACCGAGAAUUCGGCGUACGUCGAUCUCCUGAAACUGUUUGCUUAUGGAACGUGGAAGGACUACAAAGGGAAAUCGAGUGUACUGCCGCAGUUGAAACCGGAUCAAAUUGUUAAGCUGAAGCAGCUCACUGUGCUUACUGUCGCUGAGACUAGCAAGGUUGUUUCCUACAAUACACUUUUGGAGGAACUUGAAUUUUCUAACGUGCGUGAGCUCGAGGACUUCCUUAUUGAUGAGUGUUUGUACGCGGGGAUAAUCAAAGGGAAGUUGGAUCAAUCAAAGCGAUGUUUCCAGAUUGAAUUUGCAGCAGGGAGGGACCUGGUCCCCGGUGAACUUGAAGCUGUGAUAGAGACUGCAAGAAAUUGGUUGGCAACUUCAGAUAAUUUGCUUCCCUUGAUUGAAGACAAGAUUAGACAGGCGAAUGAAAUGGAUCAAUUGGAGAAGCAGCAUCAGAUGGAUGUCAAGGAAAGUAUUGAAAUAGCUAGGAAGAAUCUCCAUUCGAAUGGCCAUCAUGACAUCAGUAGUCCCCGUUUUCUUGAUGAUGGAGACUUGGAUAACCAAGACGAGCGCUUUCACUACAAAAAGACCACGAAAGCCAGACGCUCUACAGGUGGACGCUCUGCCACCCGAUACACCAGAAUGUGAAGAGAAGGUCAGCCUCUGCUGCUGAUCGCUUAUUAUUUUGAAUACCCCUGUCUGAUGCAAUUUUAUAUCUCGGUUUAGCCUUCAAUUGCAUUUACAGUUACAGCGAUUUAGUCUUUCAGAUGUCUAGGUUUUCCCCCUUUGGUCAAUGUAAAUACGUGGUGGAGUGAACUACUUCUUUCAGUUCAUCAGUUUAGUUUUUCCCUGCAUAGCAUAUUUAUAUCCACAACGAAAAUGGAUCUAUGACAGUUCCGAACGGUAAUGGGAAUCAUGUCCUCGUUCUUGACUGGGAGGGGAGGUAUCUCUUUAGUUGUUCAUUCUGCUCGUAAGUUUGAUCUUUGAAGGUCCCUUGCGGUGUUA